Molecule: messenger RNA, 1068 nt
Organism: Cylindrotheca closterium
Lineage: Eukaryota; Bacillariophyta; Bacillariophyceae; Bacillariales; Bacillariaceae
Source: the annotation of a GenBank genome assembly
AUGUUGUUUUCCAUUACCCUAUUGCUCGCGGCAGUCCCGGUCGCUCUUGGCCGCCACGAUGAGUACAUGGUCCUCGAAGGACAUGACGUCCGUGAGGACUAUCAUUCUCCGCUUCCACAUACCUACAUUUCAGAAGAUGAGCUUCCUGACAACUUUAAUUGGGGAAACGUCAAUGGAAAGUCCUACUUGACCCACUCGCUGAACCAACACAUUCCGCAAUAUUGCGGAAGUUGUUGGGCCCAUGGAGCCCUUUCGGCACUUGGUGACCGUAUCAAGAUCACCAAUUCCAGUAAAGAUGAAAUCGAUCUUUCCAUUCAGUAUGUCUUGAAUUGUGGUACGCACAUGGCGGGAUCGUGCCAUGGAGGUUCCCAUACGGGCACGUACCAGUUUAUCAAGAGCAAGGGGCAUGUUCCAUAUGAUUCUUGUAUGCCAUACAUGGCUUGUAGCCAAGAAUCCAAGGAGGGAUUUUGCCAGUACGUCGACACGACUUGUUCCGCAGCUAAUACUUGCAAGACCUGUGACACCUUUGCUGGAAUGGGAGGUGCCUGUACUGAGAUUGAUUACUAUCCAAAUAGUACUAUUUCGGAAUACGGAACAUAUAGCUUUAUGACUUCACCAAAGGACAUUGUCCACAAGUUGAAAUCGGAAAUCUAUGCUAGAGGACCUGUUGCGACUGGUGUCAAUGCCGAACCGCUGGUCAAGUACGAAGGUGGCAUUGUCACCGAUACAAAGCUUUGGCAUAUGAUGGUCAACCACAUUGUCUCUAUCGUUGGAUGGGGCUUGGAUGAGGAAACUGGUAACGACUAUUGGAUUGUUCGCAACUCUUGGGGUCAGUACUGGGGUGAAAUGGGAUACUUCCGUAUUCUUGCAGGAAAGAACUCACUUGGUAUUGAAAUGGAGGUGGCAUGGGCAAAUCCUGGCUCCUUCACUGUCAACAACUAUCCUUGCUUCGAGAAUGGAGAAAACUGCGUCAAGACAGCGUACUACAAGGACCCAUCGAAGGAUUUGGAUUCCUUGAAGCUACGUUUGGCUGGUGAGAAGACCAAGAAAGGAGGAGUGCGUGGUUAA